Callorhinchus milii (elephant shark) is the source of this 9419-nucleotide messenger RNA. RefSeq names its product cardiomyopathy-associated protein 5. The record is from RefSeq and is a predicted model, not a curated record. Bases 78 to 7418 code for a protein of 2446 amino acids. Lineage: Eukaryota; Metazoa; Chordata; Chondrichthyes; Chimaeriformes; Callorhinchidae. Gene Ontology annotation, molecular function: protein binding. The transcript is spliced from 13 exons.
CACAGUAAUGACACGGGCUUCGCGAGCCUCUCGGUUAAACUGCAACUGUUAUUGUUGAGGAAAAACGGGAGCAAAACAUGGAAAACUUCGAGGCUUGUAUUUCUGAGGAAUCCGACAAAAUCGACCCCGAGAUUUCCUUCAUCCUGGAGGAGGAAACGUGUGAAGGUGGAGUGAUGGAAACCCAGGAGGAAGAGGAACUUGCAGAGAGUUUAAAGAAUGCUACUAAAGACCAGUCUGUAAAACCAAAGAUGAAUUACAUCAUGUCAAGUUCUUCCUUCUCCAUGGUAACUGUACAAAGUGAAGACAGUGGAAUUAUAUGGGAGACAGUUUCAAGCAGCCGGUCCUCCACACCUUGGGCUUCAGAAAGCACAGUGUCAGAUGUUUACAGUGUGGAAAGUUCUGUAAGUUCUCCACCAGGCAAAGUCAUAUUUAUUACGGAUGAAUUGCCUCAGUCUCCAUCUGAGAAUGAACACCAAAGCAAUAAAACUAGUAGAUCUGAGAAACGACGCAGUGAAAUGGCAGAUCUCAAGCCAGGAGAAAAAAAAGGUGCCCGGAAGAAACACAGAAAUAACUCCUGUGCUUUCAAAUCAGAAGCAGGAAAAGUCGAAUCAACUGUAAUUUUAGCUCCUGCAAUUGACAAAGUGUCAAAGGCAAGACAGUUGAUGGACAAAACAGAGACGAAUAGCCCAUUCCCUAUGGAACACAGCCCAGUAGUGUCAAAAAUAGCGGGAAAGUCCCCUGAUAUGGCAGCAAACAGAGCAUUUAAGACAGUUGGCUAUGCUGAAAGACAAGUGGAAAAACAUGCUCCAAUGCACUCUCAAGGGAGAUUUGAUAAAGUUGCAGCAGAACAAAGCAUCUGCAGAUCUGAACAGAAGGAACAAAACAGCAUUCUCAAAACACAGGAUCUAAACUCUUCAUUUGUAGGAGUACCUAAGGAGCAAGUUGAAAUGUCUUCAAUACACAAGAGAAGAGAUGAAGCAGAAGAAUCAAAACAUGCUUCAAAACCAAGCUCACAAAUAAGAAUCAAUUUAGCUCCACUAGAUGAGAAGGAUUCAAGUCCUUCUGUAAUCAUCACUUCAGAACUUGUCAGUCCUGUGUCUGCUCCACAAUUAGCAGCGGCUUACAAAGACUCGGGUAACUUUGGUUCAUCUAUAAAAACACAAGCAACUAAUGGAAUAAUUGGUACAAGUGCAGAUGAUUUGGAGAGAACUAAAGUUUCCAGUUCAGAAAUUAUAGUAUCUUCGCCUCCUGAAAUGUUCGGGCCAGACCUAAGGAGCUUAGCAGCUGAUAUCUUAGUAUCAUCUGUUCAAUGUGACGAUAAUUCUUGCUUGAAAAAAAGUCGAAUACCUACAGAAUCAACAAUAUGCGAAGAUCAUGAAGUUGUUGGUGUAGAAAUAAAAAAUUCAUUAUUCAGAACAGUUGGUAAGACAUCCGUUGGUGGGGUUCCGCUUUGUUUUUCAGAAAAGCAGGAAUCUAAUGCGAACCAAGAUGAGACUUAUUCAAGGAUAGAUUCAGGAAUCAGACGUCCAAAGCCUUUUGCAACCACCAGUUCAGAACGCAUAUCUCCCUUGCCACAUUCACAGAGAAGAGAAACUUGCACAGGCAAGGAUGACUUUGGUUUAGCAAUUAAAGAACAGCCAACUAAUAGAGCAAUUUAUACUGGAUCAGAGAGCAUGAACAGAAUUGGAAACACUGUCUCAGAUAUGAGUGAGUCCUUGUCUUGCGAAACACUUGGUCUAGACAUAAAGAAUUUAGCACAUGACAUGAUAGUGACGCCUAAAUAUAAGGACAAUUCUAACUCAGAGGAAAGUCCAAUAAGACAUGAAUCAACAAUAAGUGAAAAGACAGAAGCCAUGGAUGUGGAUUUAAAAGUUUCCUCAUUCAAGCCAGUUGGUAAAAUAUCUCCAGUUGAGGUACCAGCUUGUUUUCCAGAAAAGCGAGAAAUUUGUUUAAACAAAGAUCAGUUUUAUUCAAGGACAGAUCGAGCAGACAAAGAGCAACCAAAUCUUUCAGCAACCAUCAGCUCAUCGUUCAUUGUUCCUGUGCCAGUUUUGCAUUUAGGAAAAACUUGUAAAGACAUGAAUAAAUUUGGUUCACCAAUCAAAGGAGUAGCAGGCAAUGGAAUAAUUUAUACAAUAACAGACAGUUUGGAGAGAUCGUCAGCCACUAACUCUGAAAUCAAUGGGUCUUUGAAUCCCAAAACACUCAGUGAAUAUUUAAAGAAUUCAGCAGCUGAUAUGGAGGUAUUGCCUCCAGAAUGUAAAAACAAUUCCUCUGUAAAGAUAAACCAAACAGUUACAGGAUCCCAAAUGUGUGAAAUUACAGAAGGUAUGGAUGAAAAUUUAAACCAUUUGUCAUUCAGUGCACCUGUUGAAAGAUACACAGAAGUGGCUCCAUCUCAUUUUUCAGAAAGACAAGAAAUUACUACAAAUAAGAGUCACUCGUUUCUAGGGACAAAUCCUAUGCAUGAAGAAGCAACAACUCAGAAACAUGCAGAAUCUGUGGAAACUUCAAAAGUGGUUGAUGUGGACCAGAAUGGUUCCUCAUUCAGCACAGCUGAUCGAACAACAGGAGUUAUACCUCAGUCGCAUUCAGAGACAAUAGUAAAUGAAUUAAGUAAUGAAAAAGAUACUAAAAGUAAGAAAGAUGUCUUCAAUAUAGUGGCUGAAGGCUAUGAGAUCUUGAAUAUCAUUGUUCCACCCAAGUUAUACUCUGUGGACCAAGAGGCUUGUAGCAAUAUGCAGGACAACCUAAUGUAUUUGCAGAAAAAUCCACUCAUAGACAAAAACAAAAUAGAGGAUGAAUUUGAAUGUGCAGGUAAUGUUAAUAGAGAAGGUAAUGGCCAACAGUUAAUACCACCAAACAUGCCGAAACAUAAUGAGUCAGAAGGGAAUGCAAAUCCCUUAACUUUGUGGAAGUCUAAUCCUUUCACUGUGGGAAUAUCCGAUCCUUUCAGUGUUAGCCAUUCUAAUCCUUCAACCAUUGUGGAAUCCAAUCUUUCUUCUAAGGCUGGAUCCAAUCCAUUUUCUGUGCAGAAAUCUAAUCCUUCCAAUGUGGGAAACUCCAAUCCUUCCCAUAUGGGGAAAUUGAAUCCUUCUAAUGUGGGAGAAUCCAAUCCUUCCAAUGUGGGGGAGUCCAAUCCUUCUGCCACAGAAGUUCCAACAUCUACAGCGAAAAAUGGGAGUAGCGAUGAUGAUUACUUUGAAAAAUAUACUUUGCUGGACGAGCAGGUCGACUUAGGUAAGACAGGACUGAAAGCACAGGAAGUGCCAGUUCAGGUCGAAGGAAACCCUUUCCCUCAAGUGGACAAUCCAGUGAACCUAAAAAGCAAAAGUAUUUCAUUUUCAGACGACACAGAGACUUUUAUGUUUGAUGAGUAUGACAUGUCAGAAAAUCCCAGAUCCUUUGUUGCAAUGGAAGAUGAGUUUGCACAAACACAUGUGCCUGAAGCAUGUGAUAAAGAAGGGGACGAGAAUAAAAAUACUGCAGAUGUUGUGAGCGAGAAGCCAGAAGGUUCCUUGUUAUUCAGCACAGAUGAAGGAGUCCUGUCACGUUCAUAUUAUUUUCCUGUAUCAACCAAACUAGCUGAACUGGCACUUUUGGAGGAACCACCUGCAUUAGCAUUUUAUUACAAAGACCUCUACGAAGAAGCUAAGGGACGAAAAGAAAAAGACAAUGGACAGUCUGAUGAGGAAAGUAAUAAUUCUGAUCUGCUAUUUCCGAGUCAGUCAUCUGACACAGACGAUGGGAAUGGAUUAUACUUUGAAAAAUAUGUUCUGAAGGAUGAUGUUCCGGGGUCGUUGAGGGAGUUGAAAACAGAAGAAUCAUUUUCUUUGAUGGAAGCUUUGUCCCAGGAUAAUGUUAUUGAUGUAGAAGCAGACACUGUAUUUUCAAAGGAUACAAGUACGUUUUCUGCAAUACACACUGACAAAGCAGAACUCCCCACACAAAUGAGAGUUUCUGAAGAAACGGAGGUACUGGAUGAGUGUGCCGAAAAAUGUGAAACAGCUAAAAAUGAGACGAGUCACAUUUUGUCAGAGAUUCAACCCAUACAAUGUGAAGAUCUGUCAGAAGAAGCAAUUCAGACAAUGGAAGACAAAGUUCAUGAUGAAAUAAGUAAAGAGAUAGUACGAUUUGAAGAUACGGCAUCUGUAGAUGUACAAAAGUCUGACUCUUCUGUUAGAGAUCAUGUUGAUUCUGUACAAACUGCAAUUCCAAUUGAUUUAUUUCAAGAACUUAUGAAACCUGGAGGUGAAGUUGGAUUUUGUGAAGACACAGUUUUUGUCGACCCAAGUGUAUUAAAGCCAGGCUCUUUUGGAGGAGAUCAUUUUGAUCCUGCACAUAUUACAAUUCUGAGCGAAUUUGAAGAACAAGAAAAACCUCCAAGUGAAGCUGGAGCUUGUGAAAGAACACCAUAUGUCGAAGGUAAGAUACAAAAGCCUGUCUCUCCUGUUGGCAAUCGCUUUGAUUCUGUACAUACUACUAUUCUAAGUGAUUCAUUUGAAGAACCUGAGAUACCUCCAAGUGAAGUUGGAUUCGAAGGAGUGUACAACAUGCCAACAUCAGAGCAAGUUGAAGACAUUCAGAAUUAUACACCCAGUGAGGAAAUAGCUGUUUGUCAGAUUAAAGCUGAUGUAAUGGAGAAGGAUCUAUGUGUUGAGGAUGUGGCAUUUGUAGGCACUCAUGAAGCUGAACAUCUUCCCACAGACGUAGGGGAGGAAACUGAAGGUGAACUGGCUGAGGAAUUCAUAAGCUCUGAAGCUCAGGUGCAUCAAGAAAUCAAUGAUAAUCAAUCAACUGAAAGAACAGUUCCAAUGACUGUGACUGAUGAAUGCCAAAGAGUAGAUCAAUUUAUUAGCAUGGAUCAAAGGGUUUCUCAAAAGGUUAUAGAAGGAGAAAUAGCUUUGGUUAAUCAACAAUUGCAGUUAAAAUCAGUUCAGACUCCUGGAAAUGACACAGAGCAAGCAACAUACAAAGGUGACAUAGAACUGCUAGAGGCUCAAAUGAUUUGUAUAAAGGAUAAUGAAUAUCUUCUGAAAGAACCCUGUCCCCUUGAAAGUAAAGAGGAAGAAAAGAUGACAGAAGAAGCAUUUCCCCAAAUAACAGCAUAUCACAAGAUUGCAUCAGAGCCAGAUGAUUAUAAAGGAAUUCAAGCACCCUCCACUAAUGAAGAAAUAAAAGGAGAAAGCCUCACCGAUGAGAUUGCACAAGCUCUAGAAAGUGAAUGGGAUGUACUGGAAGUACCAAUACAUGAAUCACCCACUGGUAUAACAUCAUGUGAACAAGAUUCAGUGUAUAUUUCAAGAGACGUGUGUCAAUUCCAAACGGAGGCAUUCACUUAUAAAGAGCAUGGUUUUCAUUAUAGAACAAUCAGUGAAUCAGUGGAUGAUGAAUUGGAUGCCUUGCAACAGCAAUACCUAUUAGAAAAUGUACAGAAUCAGAUGGAAGAAGGCAGUGAAACAUACCCUGAAGGAAUAUCACAAGAUUUAUUUGCUGAAGAUGUAAAGAAAGGCACUGAUGAGAUAUAUUUGUUGGAAGACACAAGAAUAAUAGAUAUAAAUGUGUUGGCGGUGCCUGACUAUGAUCUGGAGUUUGCAGAUAAAGACUUACAGGAACUUCCCGUGGAAGAAAGAAAAAAUACAGAUAUCCAGAUAAAUGAAAAGGAAGAUACAGAUGUGUUAACCUUAGAGAAAUCACCAAAGCCAAUGGAUACUUUUUGUAUUACUUGUGGGUUUCCAAUUUUUGCCAUUGAUAAGCUCUUUGGAGAGCAUCAGGACCAUGAAGUAACAAUGAUCGAUGCAGCCAUGUUAAAAAUGAAGGAUAAAUUGGAUGAACUUGCAACAGCAACCCAGGAGAGAGCAGCUAAGAUCAAGGAGCUUGUAACUGAGCUGGAAGCUGUAUUUAAUGCUGUUGAGGAGAACUGUACCAAAGAGGCGAAGCUUCUUGAGGAACAGCACGAAGAGGUGAUGAAGCUGCUGUUGGCACAGUACACAGAGAUGUCGCAGAUCAUGGAGGAGGAGAAGAAGGUGAAACUGGAGCAUUUGUAUGACCAGAUGGUUCAUUAUCGAUGCAGCAUUGAUUCAGCAAAGGAAGCUGUGGAGAAGACAAAGGAGAGUAUUCAGAAUGAUGACAUAACUUUCUUACAGUCCUUCAGGACAAUCAAUGACAGCGUGAUUUCUGCAUUAGAAGUUGCAAUUUCUCUGGAUCCGAAGCCAACCUGGUGCUCAUCUUUUGAGGAUCUCACAGUCCAGUCUGCAAGACCUGGAUAUGAGUCACAAAAACAAUUAUCUGUUCCUCAGUCUCCAACAGUUCUGCCUCAAGAGCCAAACUCUGCAACAAGCACAACAGUGACAGUGUAUUGGAAGGUCGGUGAGGAUGACGUCAUUGACUAUUUCCAGGUGUACAGUGUGGAUGAGUCUGAGGGAAGCAAAGAGCAUAGUGGAGGUGUAAGUGAUGAAUACAGAAUGGCCGUGAAAGAAAGUUACUGCACGUUGGACAACCUGGAUCCAAGCAGACGCUAUCUUGUCUGGGUGAUGGCUGUGAACUUUUCAGGGUGCAGUUUACCUAGUGAAAAGGUGACGGUCAGGACUGUGCCUUCAGCACCUGUUCUUAAUCCAGAGGAAUGCUCUGUGUGCUGGGAUUCUGCCACCAUCCGCUGGAGCUCUGCAGAUCUCGAUGACGUUGACAUCUUUACUCUUGAGUUCCACAGACAAAGCGAUUUGCGAAGAUCAACCUUCAGAUCUGUAUCCGGAAUACGAGGGUGUGAACAGACGGUCAAGCUGCAGCCACAAGAGGACUUUCUGUUCUACAUCACUGCUGUGAACGAUAUUGGGUCAAGUGACAAGAGCAGACCAGCACUGAUCUCAACAAAAAGAACUCGAUUUCACCUCAAUAAAGAGACAGUUCCGCCAAAUUUGCAGUUAUCUGAAGAUGGGACUGUAAUUCACUACCAUGAGCCAUCUGUGGAAAAUGAGAACCAACUGAAUGAAUAUCCUCCUGUUCUUGGUGAGCCGCUACCUACUUCUGGUCAACACUACUGGGAAACGACUGUGGACAGAUGCCAAGCCUACAGAAUAGGAGUAGCUUAUCCCAUUACAACAAGAAAUUGUACACUGGGGCAAAGCCUGGCAUCAUGGUGCAUGCGGUAUUAUGUAACACCAGCAGGGCACAAGUACGAAUUUCUUCACAACAGUGCAGCACAUGAAGUCUUUAUCACAGACUUUGUAACCAGAGUUGGUAUUUUAUUGAACGGUGAUGGUAGUCAGCUGUCGUUCUUCAAUGCCCAGAGUGGACAGUUACUUCAUAGCUUCCAGCAUCGAUUCACAGAUCUCAUCUGUCCAGCAUUUACUGUCGAGAAGCCUGUUUUUCUGGCUGUAUGCACAGGAGCUGAAUUACCUGAAUUUGCUAAAUGCAGCUAAUGCCACCCAUUUUCCUUGCUAUCAAACUCCUUAAUUGUCUACAAUGUUGAACAGUAGCUGAUGAAAGAAACUUGUUUUUUUUUGCAGGAGACAGUUUACUGUCUACCUCAGAGUUCAGACUCUGCAGUAAGUAUUCCAUGGAGGACACCACUAGCGUAAUAGGAGAAUACAUAAUCUGUGAUAUAAAUUGAAGAUUUGUACAUCUUGUUGGAUAUGAAUUAUUGAUAACUUAGUAAUUACUGAUUAUUGACAGUAAAUCUUAAGCCCACAAUUUUAUGAAGUGCUCCAACGGAAAAAGAGGAUGUUCUUGUACCAAGUUACCAAUUGUUUCAAAGCUUUGAUUAUCCCAAGGAAGUGAUGCUGUUACCACCAAAACUGAUUCCUCUGAGAUCAGAGACUGCCAGACAAGGGGGCAGAUUGCCAGGAAUGAUCUCACCUGGGAAUCCAUGCUAAAUUGGUGCUUAUUUCUUAUCCCUUGGGUUUAGGCUUGCGUUACUCUAUAGAGGUAAGCAGCAAUAUGGUAACUUAUUGAACAAUUUUGACACCUUCAAAUUUUCACCUACAUGCUGCUUUCUUUUUACUUAAAGUGGUUUCAUCAUAACUUUUUGCUGGCUUCAGUGAACUCUUUUUUUUGUAGAACAAUUUGUAGAGGAUGGGGAAGAGAUGUGUUUUAACCCAGCGCAGACUGAUUUAACUCCACAAAUUAUACAUUUUGCCCAUCUAUAAUAUCCUACAUUCAGGCUAAGGAGCCAAGUAUUAUUAAUGAAUUAAUUGUUCAUAUUCUACCCAUAGUGUUAGUGAGUUGAAUAAAAUGCUACUUUAUUAAUAUAUGGAAACUACAUGUUCAUGUCACAAUAUUGUAUACAUUUAGCAAUACUUGUGUAUGAUACAGUACUAAGAAAUUGCUGCUGUACUGUUAUUAUUGGGAUUGUUUAAGGUAUUCCAUAUUGGUUAUCCUAGAGAAACGUAUUGAAAGAAUUUUUAGCCACGUUGUAUUGGUAGAGCUGCUUUAAUGAAAGGGGUAUUUAACUGUGCCAACAGCAUAUGUGGGUGCAUUCAUGACUGGCAAGAAGAGCUGUUUACCCUUCAAUGUGUUUACAACAGGAUAGUGUAGUCAUUUGAGAUGAGGUUUUGGCUAUCAGUCAGAUAUUUGCUAUUUUGGAUUGCUGUGAUCUCUGUGUUGCCUUUCCUUGCAGUGCAAUGUAUUUCCCAAGACCAGUUAAUAACUCUAUGUCGCUCAGUGGGUAAAACACUGGAUUUAAGAAUAUAUCACAUAAAUAAUCCUAAAAUGUUGUUGUUAUGACUACUUGAUGCACUCAAUAAUAUUUUACUUGCAUUCCUUGGCAGCUGUCAAUUAUAGGAGACCUUUACCCCUAUUCCUUGGGCAGAAUUUGGAGUCGGGUCUUCAUAACUGAAGAGCCAAGCAUGGCAUGGUGCCAUAACCUACAAUUGCAUGUAUUGUAUAUUUCCCAUAUUGGCCAGGCUGAAAAAAAUCAUGUAACUGUGAAAAAAAAAGCUAUGGGCAGAAUAAGCUUCUGCAAACAUAACCCCCUUCUUAGAGAAUUCCCCAAACUAGCUAAUGCCUGGCCAACUCCAACUAAACCUAGUGUCAUUGUGUUACCUAGGCAGGAAUACUGGUUUGGGGAAUGCAGGGAUGCAAGAAAUGGUGAGGGAUGUGUGUGCUUUUACCCUAUGGUCAUGAGAUGUUGACUCCUUUUGGCUUUGUCAACAAUUAGAUGAGAGGUAGUUCAUAGUAUAAAAAGGCAGUUCAUCCUCUUCCCCCAAGGAUGUGAAACAGAUAUGUGGUAAUGUUUAGUAUUGUAUUUACUAUAGUAAUGCAGCAUCUAUUUUGCAUACAGCUCAUAUAUUUUCAUAUAGCUUGAGGAAAUUCUGCCAUAAAAUAUUUUGAUCUUAUUCACGCUUUGACUCCUGUCUGUUAUUGCUGACAGCAGUGGAGAGGUUGUUCUUUGAAACUGUAUAAUACUAAACUUAUGUACAUAA